Lolium perenne is the source of this 543-nucleotide messenger RNA. RefSeq names its product WAT1-related protein At1g09380-like. Lineage: Eukaryota; Viridiplantae; Streptophyta; Magnoliopsida; Poales; Poaceae. The record is from RefSeq and is a predicted model, not a curated record. Gene Ontology annotation, cellular component: membrane. Gene Ontology annotation, molecular function: transmembrane transporter activity.
AUGGGGUGGAUGCCUACCGCCGCCAUGCUGCUUGUGCAGAUUGGCUUCACCGGUAUGAACCUGAUGUGCAAGAUGUCGCUGGACAACGGCAUGAGCCCCUACGUGCUCAUCGCCUACCGCAGCCUUAUGGCCGCGGGCUUCCUCGCUCCGUUCGCCCUCUUCUUCCAGAGGAAUAUGUGGAUGCUGAUCAACAAGCAGGUAGCUUUCCAGAUAUUCGUCUCCUCCUUUCUUGGCAUGACCGUGAGCGAGCUCCUCUUCUUCGUGGGCUUCAAGUCCACCAGCCCGACCGUGGCCUGCGCGAUCGGCAACAUGGUCCCAGCGCUGACCUUCGUCCUAGCCGCGGCGCUCUUCUUCGGUAUCGUCGGCUGGGGGAUCACGUUUGCGGUGAUGAGAUGGUGCAUUCAGGUGCGGGACCCGCUGUUCGUCUCCAUGUUCAGCCCUGUGGCUCUCGUCGUCGUCGGCCUUCUCGGCUGGGCUUUCCUUGACGAGAAGCUCCAUCUAGGAAGUGCUAUUGGCUUGUUUCCCUACCUUCUACUCGAUUGA